Molecule: messenger RNA, 952 nt
Organism: Anthonomus grandis grandis
Lineage: Eukaryota; Metazoa; Arthropoda; Insecta; Coleoptera; Curculionidae
Exons: 6
Coding region: 68-889 (273 amino acids)
Source: RefSeq, a predicted model, not a curated record
AGGGAAUUAUUCAAAGUUGAUCUUGAGUUGGGUUUAGUGGUGAAAUUAUUCGUUCAAAAAAAAAAAAAUGAUGAGAAAUUUUGGGUUUAUUUGGUCGGUUGUGGUGGCUACAGCUGUAAUGGCGGUGCCUUUUGAUAAUGGGGUGCAAAACAAUGAGAUUAAUGAGGAUUUCGUGAGUGGACUUAACAACUGCGCCUACCAGUCCGACUCAGACGGGAUUUUAACUUGUGCUACUGAGCGCAUUGUGAGAUCCAUUGACGUUCUCAGUUCUCAAUCAAACAUCGAUAUUCUACCAGGGGUUUCCCUCAUUGGGGAGUCAACUAGUUUCCGAUCUGGAAAGAGCCUAAAAGAAGAAAUUGAAAAAGCAAAAUCUGGAGAAGCCUCAAUGUUUGAGUUAAUUGGAAACGCCACCGCCCGAUUCAUCUCUGGACGAACUUUGAAAGUGAAACUUCCUACCAGUGAAGAAAUUGGACGUGCCCUGGAAGAAGGAAGAAAAAGGAUGGGCGGUAACAAAAACAAAAAUGGCGGUAUGCACAUGGGCCUUAUGGGUGGCCUGGGAGCAGUUUUCGCUGGACUAGUACCGAUUUUCCUUGGAAAAAUCGCCCUGAUCACCGCCAAAGCCUUAUUCGUCGGAAAAAUCGCUUUGGUCCUCUCCGCCAUCUUGCUCUUCCAAAUGUUCUCCAGAGGAGGCAAUAAACAUCAAACGGUGGAAACAUCUUGGAGCUCAGCUCCCCAGGUCUCUUAUGGUCCACCAUCAAACUCUUAUGGCCCACCAGCAGCUUCUUACGGAGUACCAUCCGCCCAGUACCCGUACUCCAGGUCGCUCACCGUUAAUGAGGAGGAACCGAAAUAUAGUCAAGAGUUGGCUUAUUCGGCUCAAAGAAAAUAAGACUUUUGUUUAUUUAUUAUUAUUAUUUAUAUUAUUAUUUAUUAAAUGUCUGUCUUUAUUUUA